UGAGGGAACGGGCAGGGGUCCCCUCAAAAGGUGUGAGUCCUAAGCAAAGCUUUCUCCCUGCUUUUUCUGCAGGUUUUCCACCAUGAGGAUGCAAUGCCUGCUCCCUACUCUGCUGCACCUCUCCCUUGUGGUGCUGGGGCCUAGCGAUGGAGUUGUUGUAUUGUCUGUCCCUGAAGUGGUUUCAUUCGAAAGUGGAAGUUCAACAAAUGUCACGAUCUCUCUGAGGGCUCCAUUAAAUGAGACACUUGUGAUAACUUUUAACAUUACGCACUCAUCAAAGCACAGCACCAUUAUUGAACUGCCUGAUGAAGUACAAUUGCCUGCAGGUCACACUAAAGCAGAAUUCCAAGUGAAAGCAGAUGAUGUUGGACAAGUAACAGUUUAUCUUUAUACAAUUAAUUCCAACUUAACUGGACCUAGGAUUCAAUUUCAAGUGAUUCAUAGCAUCAUAGUGAGAUACGCUGAUGAGGUGAUUGGCUGGAUCUAUUUCCUUGCUUGGUCUAUCUCCUUUUAUCCUCAACUCUUUGAGAACUGGCGUCGAAAAAGCGUUGUUGGACUAAGCUUUGACUUUCUAGCAUUAAACCUUACUGGCUUUAUAGCAUACAGUGUAUUUAAUGUUGGACUCUUCUGGAUACCCUUAAUUAAAGAGGAAUUCUUAGUCAGUUAUCCCAGUGGGGUGAACCCUGUGGCUAUCAAUGAUGUUUUCUUCAGUCUCCACGCAGUAGUCCUAACUCUCCUCACCGUUAUGCAGUGCUGCAUCUACGAGAGAGCAGCUCAGAAAGUAUCUAAAGUUGUUGUUGGGCUACUGGCACUUGCAUGGAUCUUCACGUUUACGACACUGUUUCUUGCUGCAGCUGAGGAAAUGACAUGGCUACAGUUCUUAUUCUGCUUCUCUUACAUUAAGUUAGCAGUCACACUGAUAAAAUAUUUUCCACAGGCAUACAUGAAUUACUGUCGAAAAAGUACAGAGGGAUGGAGUAUUGGAAAUGUAUUGCUUGACUUUGCUGGUGGAAGCUUCAGUCUUCUCCAGAUGUUUUUGCAGUCAUACAACAAUGAUCAGUGGAAGUUAAUAUUUGGAGAUCCAACCAAGUUUGGCCUGGGUGUCUUCUCCAUCAUCUUUGAUAUUGUUUUUAUGGCCCAACACUACUGCCUUUAUAGGAGACAAGGGUAUGAACCUUGUGAAUAACAUCACUUCUGAAGACAAAAACUUUAAGUUGAACUUGCUCUACCCUGGCUGAGGGCUUUCAAGAUGCCUACUGACAGUUCUUAUGUGUUUGUACUUUGAUCCUCUCGGGUGUGGAAUACAAACUGUUGCCUUGCAAAAUGCCAGAUGCCUUAAAGGACAGCAGCUAUCUUGACACUGCUUGCAAAUGGAAGACUCAUGCCUGUUGAAGCUGCAAAGGCAGCUUAGUGUGAGCUGUCCAAGCAACAUAUGGCUCUUUUCCCAUUAGCAACAAGGAAAAGAAAGACCAGAGUGAUGUCUGAUUGGAAGUAAUGCACAAAGAGCCACAAUCUAGCUCCCAAACAUCUGAGAUAAUGUUUAAGCAACCACUUAGUAUCUUAAUGUAAUGACUGAAGACUGUGGAUGUAAGUGCUGCUGCUGCUGCCUCCUCCUCAUGUACUGAUCACCACCACUCAGGUUGGUUGUUAACAGCUGUAGUGGUACAUAAAAGAAUGAGGUUGGUAAUUCAGGUUCUAGUAUUUGUGUAUUUUUAAUAUUUUCUAUUAAAAAUACGGAGAAGCAGAAAUUGUAUUCUUAUUUCACUGAAAGCUCUCUCAAAGGUGCUAAAUAACUAGUGUACUUACUUCAUUUUCCUGAGUUCUGCUGCUAUACCUUGAAUCCUAAAUGGUUAAAGAGUUUGCUAAGUCUUUAAUAAGUGGAUCAUGUUAACAGCCCCAUAAUUAAAUACAUGUUUUGUUCCUGGGCAACUUUCCAACUACAUGUGCUGUGAUCAAGGUCUUAAGUUACAUUUAAGC
This is a messenger RNA of Pezoporus flaviventris, 1977 nucleotides long. It is a transcript of the gene CTNS, whose product is annotated as cystinosin, lysosomal cystine transporter. NCBI's taxonomy places the organism in Eukaryota, Metazoa, Chordata, Aves, Psittaciformes, Psittacidae. Gene Ontology annotation, cellular component: lysosomal membrane. The transcript is spliced from 10 exons. The record is from RefSeq and is a predicted model, not a curated record. Gene Ontology annotation, molecular function: L-cystine transmembrane transporter activity. Bases 83 to 1186 code for a protein of 367 amino acids. Gene Ontology annotation, biological process: L-cystine transport.